Messenger RNA from Penaeus indicus, 696 nucleotides. Its product is annotated as circumsporozoite protein-like. The coding region runs from base 1 to 696 and encodes 231 amino acids. Lineage: Eukaryota; Metazoa; Arthropoda; Malacostraca; Decapoda; Penaeidae. Gene Ontology annotation, molecular function: lipid carrier activity. Gene Ontology annotation, biological process: lipid transport. The transcript is spliced from 3 exons. The record is from RefSeq and is a predicted model, not a curated record.
AUGCUCGCCGGCUUUGUGGCCGAGUGGAACCCGCAGAAGGUGGGCCACGCCAGGGAGCUGCGCAGGAUCGUCAGGGCGGCCGGACGACAGGCGCGGGACCUCUCCGUGUUCCUGUAUCCGCUGGCCUCCACGGCGUCGCUGGCGGGGCAGGUUGUCCCAGCAGGUGUUGUCCCAGAACGUGGUGAUGUCCAGGCAGGUCCAGCAGGUGUUGUCCCAGCAGAUGGUGUUGAUAUAGACUCGCGGGAGAGGCAGGUCGACAUCAACACCAACACCAGCACCAACAUUAACAUUGACGCCAACAUUAACAUUGACGCCAACAUAAACAUUAACGCCAACAUAAACAUUAACGCCAACAUUAACAUUGACGCCAACAUAAACAUUAACGCCAACAUAAACAUUAACGCCAACAUUAACAUUGACGCCAACAUAAACAUUAACGCCAACAUAAACAUUAACGCCAACAUAAACAUUGACGCCAACAUAAACAUUGACGCCAACAUUAACAUUGACGCCAACAUAAACAUUGACGCCAACAUUAACAUUGACGCCAACAUUAACAUUGACGCCAACAUAAACAUUGACGCCAACAUAAACAUUAACGCCAACAUAAACAUUAACGCCAACAUAAACAUUAACGCCAACAUAAACAUUAACGCCAACAUAAACAUUAACGCCAACAUAAACAUUACAACAUAA